Messenger RNA from Toxorhynchites rutilus septentrionalis, 616 nucleotides. RefSeq names its product prefoldin subunit 1 (gene Pfdn1). The transcript has 2 exons. Gene Ontology annotation, biological process: protein folding. Bases 143 to 538 code for a protein of 131 amino acids. Gene Ontology annotation, molecular function: protein folding chaperone. Gene Ontology annotation, cellular component: prefoldin complex; cytoplasm. NCBI's taxonomy places the organism in Eukaryota, Metazoa, Arthropoda, Insecta, Diptera, Culicidae. The record is from RefSeq and is a predicted model, not a curated record.
UGCAUUGUAAUUUUUGCGUUUGCCAGAAAAGUGAGAAGUGUCGGUGUUCGAAACACAUGCACGGCAAAAAACAGAUAUAUAACAAAAUAUAAGCUGAUAGCUAAGUGAUUCUACCGGAGAACGAAUCAGUUACAUAUAAAUCAUGGAUCUAGAAUUGAAAAAGGCAUUCACCGAGAUGCAGUUUAAUAAAAUCGAGUCUACCAAAAAGAUUCGUUUAUUAGACAUGAAAACCGAUAGUUUAAAGGUUUCGAAGCAGCGUGUCGAACUAACGAACAAGGAAGUUUCCAAAUUGAACACCGACACCAAGGUAUACGCAUCAGUCGGUCGAAUGUUCGUGCUGUCGGAUGUCCCGUCAUUGAGCGCGGAGAUGAAAAGCAAACAGAGCAAUUAUGAGGAAAUGAUCGGUCAAUGUGAGAAGAGUAAGGAAUUUGUUUUGAAAAACCUCAAAGAACAAGAAGACAGCCUGCGAGAGCUAGUGCAACAGAGACGGAUGGAAUCAACUGCUAAGGAAAACGGAUCAAACGAAAAGAAGGACUAGUUGCUAGAUAUACAAAAUAAGAAUGUAUUUCGGAUGAUUAAAUAAGGUCACACCAAAAAAUGAUUUUCAAAACGUUCA